This is a messenger RNA of Diceros bicornis minor, 2345 nucleotides long. It is a transcript of the gene SLC15A3, whose product is annotated as solute carrier family 15 member 3. The transcript has 8 exons. Lineage: Eukaryota; Metazoa; Chordata; Mammalia; Perissodactyla; Rhinocerotidae. The coding region runs from base 532 to 2277 and encodes 581 amino acids. Gene Ontology annotation, biological process: transmembrane transport. The record is from RefSeq and is a predicted model, not a curated record. Gene Ontology annotation, cellular component: lysosomal membrane. Gene Ontology annotation, molecular function: transmembrane transporter activity.
AAGCCCUGAGUUUCUCAAGAAGCAGAGAGCUGGACAGAGGCUGAGCCCGGAGGGAGAGCCAGAGGGGACAAGGAGGGGAGGCAGGGACGCAGUCGGUGGAGGAGACGCAGGGCCGGUGGGGGCAGGGGGAGACCUUCUCCCCAAGUGUCACAAGGGGAGGGGACAACAGUUAAGAAAGGGUGACCAACCGGGGAGAACGACCGGAAAGUGGGGGAGGGGCAGAGAAGUGGAGAGAGGAAGGGUCGGCAGUAAGGACAGAGGAGGAAGACAAAGGGUCAGAGUGGCGGAAAAAGGAAGAUUUGGGCGCGGGGAGAGGGGAGAGGAGAGAGUUGAGAAUUAGGGACUGGGGGGUAGAAUCUGGUAGCAGCAGAGGGACCCGAGGGGGAAAGAAAGACAGGGAGAGGGGACUGGGGAGAGAGGGGUCAAGGGGGAGCCAAAAGGGGUGAGCAAGGAGGGCAGCCAGUUUGUGGGGGAGGAGAAAAGUGGGGCCGCGGGGGAAGUGGGGGUAGAGCCGAGCAGCAGAGGCCCAGGAUGCCCGGGCCGCGCGCCCCGGGGGAGCCCCGGGGGUCCGGGGAGCUCCGGCCGCUGCUGGCGCGCAGGCCGCGGGGGCCCCGACGGUGGCGGCGGGCGGCGGCCGCCGCGGUGCUGCUGGUGGAGAUGCUGGAGCGCGCCGCCUUCUUCGGCGUCUCGGGCAACCUCGUGCUCUAUCUCAACAGCACCAACUUCCAGUGGGCCGGCGAGCAGGCGUCGCGCGCAGCGCUCGUCUUCCUGGGCGCCUCCUACCUGCUGGCGCCCGUGGGCGGCUGGCUGGCCGACGUGUACCUGGGCCGCCGCCGCGCCAUCGUGCUCAGCCUGCUGCUCUACCUGGUCGCCUCCAGCCUGCUGCCCAUCACGGCCUUCCCCGACGGCCGCAGCUCCUUCUGCGGCGAGAUGCCCGUGUCGCCGCUGUCGCCCGCCUGCCCCUCGCCCGGCUGCCCGCGCGCCUCGCCCACCGCCUACUGCGCGCCCACCCUCUACGUCGGGCUGCUGCUGCUCGCCCUGGCCGCCAGCUCCGUCCGGAGCAACCUCACCUCUUUUGGGGCUGACCAGGUGAUGGAUCUCGGCCGCCAUGCCAACCGUCGCUUCUUCAACUGGUUUUAUUGGAGCAUCAAUGUGGGUGCUGUGCUGUCGCUGUUGGUCGUGGCCUUUAUCCAGCAGAACAUCAGCUUCCUGCUGGGCUACAGCAUCCCCAUGGGCUGUGUGGGCCUGGCCUUCUUCAUCUUCCUCUUCGCCACUCCCAUCUUCAUCUCCAAGCCCCCCGUGGGCAGCCAAGUGUCCUCUAUGCUUAAAAUUGCUCUCCAAAAGUGCUGUCCCCAGCUGUGGUGCCGACACUUCACCAGAUACUCUCAAGGUGCCCAGCUGCUGCCCGACCAGAGGUCUGCCCAGCCUGGCCCUUCCCCACAAGAGGACAUGGCCAACUUCCAGGUGCUGGUGAAGAUCCUGCCCGUCAUGGCGACCUUGGUGCCCUACUGGAUGGUGUACUUCCAGAUGCAGUCCACAUACGUCCUGCAAGGCCUUCACCUCCACAUCCCGAACAUUUUCCCAGGCUACGCUGCCAACAGGUCCGUGGCGCUGGGAGCCCAGGCCAGCAGCUACAGGAUCCCGGAAGCCUGGCUUCUGCUGGCCAACGUCAUCAUGGUGCUGAUCCUGGUGCCCGUGAAGGACCACCUGCUUGACCCUCUACUGCUGCGGUGCAAGCUGCUUCCCUCAGCUCUGCAGAAGAUGGCACUGGGGAUGUUCUUUGGUUUCACGUCCGUCAUUGUGGCAGGAGUCCUGGAGAUGGAGCGUUUAGACUACAUCAGGAACAACCAGACAGUGUCCCAGCUGAUCGGGGAGAACGUGUACUACGCAGCACCCCUCUCUAUCUGGUGGCAGAUCCCUCAGUACCUGCUCAUCGGGAUCAGUGAGAUUUUUGCCAGCAUCCCAGGCCUGGAGUUUGCGUACUCAGAGGCCCCACGGUCCAUGCAGGGCGCCAUCAUGGGCAUCUUCUUCUGCCUCUCGGGCGUGGGCUCACUGUUGGGCUCCAGCCUGGUGGCACUCCUGUCACUGCCUGGGGGCUGGAUGUACUGCCCCAAGGACUUCGGGAAUAUCAACAAUUGCCAGAUGGACCACUACUUCUUCCUGCUGGCCGGCAUUCAGGCCGCCACGGCCCUCCUGUUUAUCUGGAUUGCUCGUCGCUAUGAGAGGGCGGCUCAGGCCUCAGUGUCCCAAAGCAGCUCCAGCAGGGACAGGGGCUGAACACGCCCCCACCCCACCUCCUCACCUCUCUGCCCCCCGGGACACAGACAGCAGCAAUCCAGGCUGGA